This is a messenger RNA of Cylicocyclus nassatus, 426 nucleotides long. The record is from the annotation of a GenBank genome assembly. Lineage: Eukaryota; Metazoa; Nematoda; Chromadorea; Rhabditida; Strongylidae.
AUGCUUCCGCUUGGACGUAAAUAUUUGUGCUCAACUCUUCGCUUACAUUCGACGAUAGUUUUGUACCAGACCUCCAGAGAUAUGCAUCGAAGUGCUAUUACUGGCCUCGUCAUUCAGGCUGUUGCUGUAACGUCAUCCACUGUAGUGCCUAUGUUCAUGCUAUGCCACAUUCUCCUUCUUCCUCCAUCAUCAGCAACAUUCAUAUCCCAUUAUGCAACAUGCUCGACGUUGUUGUUUUCUUUGAAAUCUUUCAACUCAAGUAUAUCGAUGAUACUUACCACAAAACCAUACAGGGAACAUUUUGCGACAGUCACAGGUUUGAACUUCAUAUUAUCUCGCUAUUCUGUUGGCAAAGUAUUGCCCAAAAUCAAAGAACCGACACUGGUUAGUAGUUCUGCCGUCGUGAAUUCAAAUAAUCAGCUGUGA